Lotus japonicus is the source of this 2454-nucleotide messenger RNA. Its product is annotated as probable inactive receptor-like protein kinase At3g56050. Gene Ontology annotation, biological process: protein phosphorylation. Lineage: Eukaryota; Viridiplantae; Streptophyta; Magnoliopsida; Fabales; Fabaceae. Gene Ontology annotation, molecular function: ATP binding; protein kinase activity. The transcript is spliced from 9 exons. The coding region runs from base 193 to 2193 and encodes 666 amino acids. The record is from RefSeq and is a predicted model, not a curated record.
CGUUUUCAAAUCUAAUUCUGGGUCCAUACACCAAACUCACAUGCAAGUGUCAGAACAUGGUUUUAGAUUAGAGAUUUCACCCUUUUUUCUCUCUGAUUUUCUUGUUUUUGGAUUAAGCUCUGUUCAAAGUUCGUAUCUUUCCAAGAAAAUAAUCUUGGGUUUUUUCAUUUCACGUUGACAAGCUUCAAGAAAAUGAGUGAUCUUUGUGGAGCUUUGCGCUUUGUGGUGUUGUGUUUCUUGUUUCUUAACUUGGGUUUGUGCUGUUCUUUGAAUGAUGAAGGUAAUGCUCUUUUGAAGUUGAAGCAGAGAAUAGUGAGUGACCCUUUUGGUGCUUUGUCAAAUUGGAUUGAAGAUGAUCUUGCUGUUAACCCUUGUGAUUGGUUUGGAGUUGAGUGCUCAGAAGAUGGAAGAGUUGUGGUCUUGAAUUUGAAAGAUCUCUGUCUUGGAGGAACUUUGUCACCAGAGAUUGUGAACCUUAUUCACAUAAAGUCUAUCAUUUUGCGGAAUAACUCUUUCUCUGGAACCAUCCCUGAAGGAAUUGGAGAUUUGAAAGAAAUGGAGGUGUUGGAUUUGGGAUUCAACAACUUCAGUGGACACUUACCUGUUAAUCUUGGGAGUAAUAUCUCUCUAGCAAUCCUUUUACUGGACAAUAAUGAGCUUCUUGUUGGUUUCUCUCCUGAAAUCAAUGAACUGAAGAUGCUUUCUGAAUGUCAAGUAGAUGAAAACCAGCUAGUCAAUGCAGCUAAGAUGCCAGCUUGUACAGAAAGACCCAUCACAUGGCAUGUUGGUCAAAUUAAAGGUACUCGGAGCCUACUGGAAAAUCCUGAAGGACCUGCACCACCAUAUCGUGGUGUUCAUGAAGACCAUCUUAAUCACGCCACUAAUCCAUAUCCUGAUAGCCCUUCUCCUCCAGCAUUACCACCACUUCAUCGUGCUCAUGAAGACCGUCUUAAUCGCGCCACUAGUCCAUAUCUUGAUAGCUCUUCUCCUCCAGCAAUACCACCAGUUAUGAGGCCAGCUUCCCCUAGUCAUAAUGCUUUUGAUUCUCCUCAUCCCCUGUCUACAACAGGAUCUCGAGCACAAUCUAGAAGCAUCUCAUCAAAGAAGCAUAGAGUCCCUAUUUGGGCUGGAGUUCUCGGUGGUUCUGUGUUUAUUCUUAUUUCAAGCAUUGCUAUAUAUCUUUGUAAAAUCAUGAAGGUAGCUAAUGUCAGACCUUGGACUACCGGAUUAAGUGGACAGCUUCAGAAAGCAUUUGUGACCGGUGCACCGAAGCUAAAGAGAUCAGAACUUGAAGCAGCAUGUGAAGAAUUUAGUAAUGUGAUUGGAACUUCACCUAUUGGUUCGUUGUAUAAAGGAACUUUGUCUAGUGGCGUGGAAAUAGCUGUAGCUUCUGUUUUGGUGACAUCAUCCAAGAAUUGGUCAAGGACUUCAGAAGCACAAUUUAGGAUGAAGAUAGACACAUUAUCAAAAGUGAAUCACAAGAAUUUUGUCAAUCUUAUUGGAUAUUGUGAAGAAGAUGACCCUUUCACCAGAAUGUUGGUUUUUGAAUAUGCCCCAAAUGGAACAUUAUUUGAGCACUUACAUGGAAUUCCAGUAAAAGAAGCUGAGCGCUUGGAUUGGAGAACAAGACUCAGGAUUGCAACCGGUAUGGCUUAUUGCCUGCAACAUAUGCACCAGUUGGACCCUCCAAUAGCCCUUACCAACCUGAACUCUUCGGCUGUCUACCUUACUGAUGACUAUGCUGCCAAAAUAUCAGACUUCAGUUUCUCCAACGAAACAGCUUCUGUCGAGAAUAAAGCUGGGGGGAAAAAUCACAUUGACAUACCAUUAGAAACUCCAGCAAGUAAUGUUUAUACCUUUGGUGUUCUACUAUUUGAAAUGGUUACUGGUCGUCUCCCUUAUAAAGUGGGUAAUAGCUCAAGCGAAAACUGGGCAUCACACUAUUUACAAGGGGACAAGCCCUUCAAAGAAAUGGUGGAUCCAAAUCUAGCCUCUUAUCAAGAAGAUCAGCUGGAACAGGUUGCUGCAUUGAUUAAAUCUUGUGUCAAUCCUGAUUCAAAGCAGAGACCUACAAUGAAAGAAAUCUGUGAGAGAUUGAAGGAGAUAACAAAAAUAACACCUGAAUCAGCAGUGCCAAAACUUUCUCCACUUUGGUGGGCUGAGCUUGAGAUUUCUUCUACAGAAGGACCCUGAAAUCAGUAAACCAGAUUGUAGAUAACCAAGUAUGAGACUAUGAGAGUAGUUUUUUUAGUCACCCUUUUUCCUGCCCAGAAGACACAAAGUUCUCACUUUUUGCAUCUAUUGUAGGACUCUCUCAAAUCACAUGUAUAGAAGAGAGAGGACAUAAUGUGAAGUUUUUUCGGGUGGUUUGUUUAGUUGUAUGCACCUAGAAAAUAGUUUUUGUAUAUCGGUUGAUUUCAAGUCUGUUUCUGUGGUGAAUCAAGAUAUUCCUAA